AUGACGCGCAUCAUGUGUGGAGAGAAAGCUGCAAAAGAGUUAAACUUGGUGCCGCUUUCAAAUGACACUGUGUCACGGAGAAUAAAAGAAAUGGCUGACGAUGUUAAAAAGACACUGAUUGAGCGCAUUCAAAGCAGUCAAUAUUUUGCCAUCCAGCUUGACAAGAACACGGAUGUCACAGAUUUGGCCAAUUUAUUGGUUUAUGUGAGAUAUGAAAAGGAUGGUUCAGCUCAUGAGGACUUUAUGUUCUGCCAGUCACUUGGGACCAGAACUACAGCAGAGCACAUAUUCCAGGUACUGGACGCGUUUAUCCAAGAGAAUGGACUGGACUGGAAAAAGUGUGUGGGAGUGUGUACUGAUGGCGCGAGGGCUAUGACAGGUCGUCACAGUGGAGUAGCAGCUCGCAUCCGAGAGGUAGCACCUGAGAUGCGCAGGACUCACUGCAGCAUCCAUCGUGAGGCACUAGCAGUGAAGAAGAUGCCUGGUGACCUGAAGUCUGUACUGGACUCUGCUGUGAACUUCAUUAAGGCCAGGCCGAUGAAUUCUCGUUUAUUUUGUGUACUCUGCGAGGAAAUGGGCAGUGAGCAUGUCCAACUCUUGCUUCAUACUGAAGUGCAGUGGCUUUCAAGAGGAAAGGUGCUUUCGAGGCUUUUUGAAUUGCACAAAGAGGUCCAUAUGUUCUUACAGGACACAAAUUUCCCCUUGUCAGACAUUUUCGAGGAUACUGUGUGGCUCAGUCAGCUGGCAUAUUUGUCUGACAUUUUUUCACAUUUAAAUGAACUGAAUUUGGGACUACAGGGACUCUCCAUCAAUGUUUUUGAUGUGCAGGACAAAAUCAAUGCACUGCUUAAGAAGUUGGAAUUAUUUGAAAUAAAAAUCAAGACAGGUGAUGUUUCAGCUUUCCCUGCUUUGGAAAGUUUUCUGUCUGACAAUGACCUGACGCUUGAUGGUAGACUCAGGGAUAACAUCACUGCACACCUCGUGUCACUCAGACAACAGUUCCUUGAUUAUUUCCCAGUGAUGCCUGAAGCUGAAGCUAGCCGCUGGAUGAGAAACCCUUUCAGCAUCAACACCUCUCAGAUGGCUUCACAGGACUUGACUGUUGGUGAGCAGGAGAGUUUAAUAGAGUUGUCUUGUGACGAAACAUUGAAGGUAGCUUUCAGAACGCAGACACUGCUGGACUUUUGGAUAAAGCAGCACAGUGAAUACCCUGUGCUUUCUGACAAGGCCUUGCGUUUUCUCCUUCCUUUUGUGACCACGUAUCUUUGCGAGAAAGGAUUCUCUCUACUAGUUGUCAUAAAAACAAAGUACAGAAGCAGGGUGGACGCUGAGCCAAACCUGAGACUGAAGCUGACCUCCAUUGACCCAGACAUCUCAGGACUGUGUUCACAGAGGCAUGCGCACCCAUCACAUUAA
Carassius carassius (crucian carp) is the source of this 1416-nucleotide messenger RNA. RefSeq names its product zinc finger BED domain-containing protein 5. Gene Ontology annotation, molecular function: protein dimerization activity. Bases 1 to 1416 code for a protein of 471 amino acids. The transcript has a single exon. NCBI's taxonomy places the organism in Eukaryota, Metazoa, Chordata, Actinopteri, Cypriniformes, Cyprinidae. The record is from RefSeq and is a predicted model, not a curated record.